AUGAAGCGGAAUCGCACCAACUUUGAGGCCAAUGGCGAUGCGUCGUCCGCUUCCCCGCAAGGAGACAUUACUCCAGAGGAUUCGCGGGCCCCAAACCAUGUCCCGAAGAUCUCGCGGAGGAUACGCGCAUGUACUGAAUGCAAGCGACACAAAGUACGAUGCGACAUGAAGGCGGGAGAGGCGACCUGUUCGCGAUGUCGGCGCAUGGGGCUGGAAUGCAUUGUCAACAAGAGUCUUCAGACGCUCCUGGAAGAUGAAGCGGAGUGGAAGACUGUGAUCGAGCUGGCAAUGACUGAUCUGUUGAGGAAGGCUCAUCUUCCGGAGCUAUCAUAUUACCAGGUCGGCGGUGGAACGAUCGAGACGCCUUCGAAGAAACGGGGCCGUAAAGGGUCAACAGCUUCGGUGGAUGAUACUCUUGCUAUGGGGCACCAAAGAAUCAAUUCAGUGGACAAUACUGCGGGAAGAGCAACUGGAUCGAGCUCGUCAAGCUACACAUUCUCGCAGCGACAACCGCACUUUUCAAUUGACCACGAGGAGACAAGUGCUACGUCGUUGGUCACGGCCCCCAUGGGGAGUUUAUACGAGGUGACACAGCUUAGUGAGAACCGCGAGGGCUCUCGUGGACAACAGCCGCCGGACCAGGCAUUGGUGACUGAUUUCAUAUCCCGCGGAGUGGUGGACUUACAAGAAGCGGAGGAGUUGUUCUAUCACUUUGAUCAAGUGCUUAACCGUUACCUUUGGGACGGAGCAUUGCUGGCACAUAAAGAUUUGACAUCGGCUCGACGGUCAUCGUCAAUGCUGUGCGCUGCUAUCAUGGCUGUAACGGCGUUGCAUUUGCCUACUAAAGAGCGCACAUUUGACACUUGCUAUACUGAAUUUGCAAAACUCGCGUCUGAGUCUAUGCUCGGACACCAUCACACCAUGGACGAUGUUCGAGCUCUAUGUAUCGGUGCUUUCUGGCUGGCAGACGUGAGCUGGAAGCUUUCUGGAUACGCGGUUCGCAUCGCCACCGAACUCAACUUGCAUCAAUUUUACCGCAAAGCCUUGGCGGGAUCUCCUGAACAUAGGGAACAGGCCACUCUGUGGUAUCUACUCUAUACCCUUGAGCAUCACUUCUCCAUCGCAUAUGGCCGACCACCGAUCCUUCACGAGGAUCUCGCAAUAACCAACCACCAUACCUUUACACAGUCGCCAAACGUGUCCCAGGGAGACCUAAGACUACAUAGUCAAGUUGACCUCUUCAUAAUUCUCAGCCGAAUCUAUUUUGCAUUCGGCCCCGAUGUCGACCUCGAAGUACCAGAGAGCGAGUUUCCCAAGAUUGACCAGUAUGACCUGGAUUUGGAUGAUUGGAAAUCAGCAUGGCUACCAAGACUCGUUGGGAGUCGUCACGUCGGUGCAUAUCCCUACAAAGCCCUUAAUUCAGUCGCCUUGCGUACUUACCACUCUUCCACUUCAUCACGAGUUAUGUCACCGGAACGCAGGAAGCGGGCCAACAUUGCCAUCGAGUCGGCCAUUGCCACUUUGCAGGUCUGUCUAGAUGAGCGUGACAUUCAACGGGCGCUGGUUGGCGUGCCGCUGUACCUCCACAGCAUGAUCACUUUUGCAGCAGUCUUCUUGUUGAAGAUCGCAGCCAAAUCAUGCUCCACCGGGUCACAUCUGGGCCUUAGUCAACACAUCUCAAUCGCCUCAGCUGGUUUGCUUGUUGACGUCAGAUAUGUUCGGAGCCUUGUUGGUCGGACUGUUGAGAUGAUGGUGGAAUGCAGCCAGCGUGCAAGCGAGCGUCAUUUAAGCCAUCACAUCGCACGCGGUCUUCGGAAGAUGCUCACUGGACUCGAGGAGUGGGAAAAGCGGAAUGGCAACCCACAGUCUAUGGCCUCGACUCCGCGAGAGACACCUUCCUUGUUCAAGCCGGUCAUCAUCCCCGGAGCGCAGAUGUUAGGCGAACGGGACACCAUCGUGAACCACCCUCCGCCAUUACUGGGAAGGGCACCAUUGUCCGCAGAGCGCAGUAAUGGAUUCGAGCCCAUCGGCAAACCAGAGACAGGCCUUUCAGAGGGUUCAAUGGAUCCGAUGAUGGCGGAUCUGUGGGGCUUCGACGAAGACUAUUUCCCCACAGGCGUAUUUGACUUCCUACAAAGCCAGAUGCCGGCGUAA
Penicillium maclennaniae is the source of this 2154-nucleotide messenger RNA. RefSeq lists its product as uncharacterized. The record is from RefSeq and is a predicted model, not a curated record. The transcript has 5 exons. Gene Ontology annotation, biological process: regulation of DNA-templated transcription; DNA-templated transcription. Lineage: Eukaryota; Fungi; Ascomycota; Eurotiomycetes; Eurotiales; Aspergillaceae. Gene Ontology annotation, molecular function: zinc ion binding; DNA-binding transcription factor activity, RNA polymerase II-specific; DNA binding. Bases 1 to 2154 code for a protein of 717 amino acids.